Staurois parvus is the source of this 315-nucleotide messenger RNA. NCBI's taxonomy places the organism in Eukaryota, Metazoa, Chordata, Amphibia, Anura, Ranidae. The record is from the annotation of a GenBank genome assembly.
UGUGAAUGGUCACAGCUAAUCACAUGCACAUGUCAUGUGAUUAGCUGUGACCAAAUCACAGCUAAGCACAAAAAAAAAAAAAAAAAAAAAGCUGAAUGAAUCGAUUUCAUUCAGCUAAAUGCUUGCUUAUAGCAAAGUAAUUCUUUGCUAUAAGCAAAUUGUAAAAAGCAAUGAGGCCUUUAACCACUUCAAGUCCGGACACUUUUACCCCCUUCCUGUCCAGGCCAAUUUUAAGCUUUUAGCACUAUCACACUUUGAAUGACAAUUGCGCGGUCAUGCAACACUGUACCCAUAUGGAUUUUUUAGUAUUUUUUU